Molecule: messenger RNA, 1271 nt
Organism: Cajanus cajan (pigeon pea)
Lineage: Eukaryota; Viridiplantae; Streptophyta; Magnoliopsida; Fabales; Fabaceae
Source: RefSeq, a predicted model, not a curated record
CUUGUUUGGAUUUGGAGUGAGAAUUUGUGAAGGAAAAUCCAAGAGUGAUACAUCAUACAACUCAACUUGGAAGAGUAGAGACUUGAAAAUCCAACACUGAUAUCAUCUAAUCUACAAGCUUCCGUUGCCAUGUCUACACCUUUUCUAAGUCCAUUGCACUAGAUUUUCUUUCUCCUAUGUUUACCAUGACCAUACUCGUUCAAUUCUCUGCCAAAUGUUCUCACUUUAACCCCAACUUCUUUCACGCUGGCAUAUACAAGAGACCCACUUUCUCUUUCUCUCGGUUGGAAACAAAGUUUGCUCCUUUUAAUCGGAACAGUUUCAAGCUGAGAGCUUGCAGGGAGCGUUGGUCCUUCGCCGGGGGUACAGUGUUUAAAAAUGGGGUUUUGUUGGAAGGGAAGGGGUGCAAAAGGGAAAAGAGAGUGGUGUUGGUGAAGAAUAAUCAAGGGUUUGGCUUCAAUGGUGGUGGUGGUGGAAGAGAUGAUGGUGCCACUGCUAGGAUGUUGGGAAACCUUGCUCUAGCUAUUGGAUUGACAUACCUUUCUAUGACUGGACAACUUGGUUGGAUUUUGGAUGCUAUUGUCUCCAUUUGGAUCUUUGCAGUGUUAAUACCAAUAGUAGGUCUUGGUGCUUUCCUCUGGUGGGCAGGGCGAGAUAUAAUGCAAGGCACCUGUCCAAAUUGUGGAAAUGAUUUUCAGGUUUUCAAAUCCUCUCUAAAUGAUGAUUUGCAGCUGUGCCCCUUUUGUGGUCAACCUUUUUCUGUUGUUGGCAAUGAGUUUGUGAAGGACUCUGUCAAGUUUUCAAACCAAUCUACAACAUUUGGACAAGCAUUCAAUAACUUCUCCCGUUCUAGAAAUGAAAAAGAUUCUGGUAGAGCAAUUGAUGUUGAAGCUGAAAUUAAAGAUGUAGACUGAGUCUUCAAAGCCAUAACAUGCUGGAUGACCACGAUGAACACGAAUCUUAUUCGUUUAAAGAACAGGCUGUGGCUUGCAUAUGCUUGUAGUGAAGAUGCAAUGAAUGACGCAUUGAAGGGCAUGAUUUGCAAAGUAACACAUUCUAGAAAGGAGAGGAGUGUGGUGAGCAGAGUAGCAUUGCAAUUGUAAUAUAAGUUUUGACAGUGAUGUUUCUCAGGUCACACCUCUAUUAUUUUGGUGUACCAAAAUGCAGUUUCAUUUUCUUUUCUUUGUUACACAAAAUGUUUAGUAUGCUUCAGCUUUAACAACUUUUUCUGAUUAGUUAUAAUUAUAACCCUUUUACAAGACAUAGAAAUA